Messenger RNA from Trypanosoma brucei brucei TREU927, 915 nucleotides. RefSeq names its product aquaglyceroporin. Lineage: Eukaryota; Euglenozoa; Kinetoplastea; Trypanosomatida; Trypanosomatidae. Gene Ontology annotation, biological process: water transport; glycerol transmembrane transport. Gene Ontology annotation, cellular component: plasma membrane. Gene Ontology annotation, molecular function: water channel activity; glycerol channel activity. The transcript has a single exon. Bases 1 to 915 code for a protein of 304 amino acids. The record is from RefSeq and is a predicted model, not a curated record.
AUGCAGAGCCAACCAGACAAUGUGGCGUAUCCCAUGGAGCUACAAGCGGUUAAUAAGGAUGGAACAGUGGAGGUCCGUGUUCAGGGAAACGACGACAGUAGCAACCGGAAACAUGAGGUGGCGGAGGCUCAAGAGGAAGUACCGGGAGGCAUCAACUUUUGGGCACCACGGGAACUGCGGCUAAAUUACCGCGACUACAUGGGGGAGCUGCUGGGAACCUUCGUCCUGCUCUUUAUGGGUAAUGGUGUGGUCGCCACGGUUAUCAUUGAUGGGAAACUGGGGUUCCUCAGCAUUACGCUUGGUUGGGGCAUUGCCGUCACGAUGGCUCUGUAUGUUUCAUUGGGUAUCUCGAGCGGCCACCUUAAUCCCGCCGUCACCGUUGGCAAUGCGGUUUUCGGUGAUUUCCCUUGGAGAAAAGUCCCCGGCUACAUCGCGGCGCAGAUGCUCGGUGCCUUUCUUGGUGCUGCCUGCGCUUACGGAGUGUUUGCUGAUCUCCUGAAGGCGCAUGGUGGUGGUGAGUUGAUUGCCUUCGGUGAAAAGGGGACCGCAGGUGUGUUCAGCACCUACCCAAGGGAUUCAAAUGGUCUAUUUUCUUGUAUCUUUGGUGAGUUUAUAUGUACGGCGAUGCUAUUGUUCUGUGUCUGCGGUAUCUUCGACCCCAAUAACUCUCCUGCCAAGGGACACGAGCCGUUGGCAGUUGGUGCUCUUGUCUUCGCCAUUGGCAAUAACAUCGGUUACUCAACGGGUUACGCAAUAAAUCCGGCUCGUGACUUCGGUCCCAGGGUCUUCUCUUCUUUUCUUUAUGGUGGGAAGGUGUUUUCACAUGCAAAUUAUUAUUUCUGGGUUCCACUAGUUAUUCCAUUGUUUGGAGGUAUCUUUGGACUUUUUCUGUACAAAUAUUUUGUGCCACACUAA